AUGAAGUGUUCUGCAUGCCAAGUAGAAAUAGAGGAAAAUAUCAAAGCUCAUUAUGCUUCGGAAGUGCACAAGAUAAACGUCAAGAGGCAGAUCUAUAAUGCACCCCCGAUAACCAUUGAGGAGAUCAAUGGAGAACAGUUAAGUGAUGACGUGUCUCUAGAAAUUAACGGACUUGAGACGGGAGAGAAGUGUUCAAGUUCGAAGAAAUACUCCAGAAAAAGGAAUUCAUCAAAAGUCGUAGGUUGUUCUCCAGAAGCUGUGUGUUUAUUCUGUGAGUUCCCGGAGAGCAAUACUCACUAUAGAGAUCAUGGGCUAUCUGACGAAGAAGUUGCAUACAUCGAUAACAAAGUUUGCUAUAUGUGUUAUGAGGCUUUUAGUGAACGGGAGAGCCUUAGAAGACAUAUUUCCUCUGGAAAUCACAGAAAUGCCAUGACUGACGGGGUGAAUCUUAUAUUAGAAAGCGGUAAAGUUAUACAGGGGAGAGGCCGUAAUAGAUCGAGAGAAGAAGAACCUAGACGGCCUGAAAGUAGAGAAAGAAAUAUGAUAGUGAGAAGUCAGGCAAAAGAAGAUAGAAGAGCUAUCAUAAAGAACAAGAAUCGGCUGAAGAUUUCCCUUUCCAUGAAUUUUCAACCCCGUUUCAAACCUGAUUGGAUGCAAUAA
Encephalitozoon intestinalis ATCC 50506 is the source of this 660-nucleotide messenger RNA. RefSeq lists its product as uncharacterized. Bases 1 to 660 code for a protein of 219 amino acids. The transcript has a single exon. The record is from RefSeq and is a predicted model, not a curated record. NCBI's taxonomy places the organism in Eukaryota, Fungi, Microsporidia, Unikaryonidae.